AUGCCAUCGAGCGUUCACGUUGGAGAGGACAAGACGACCAGCUCCCACGCCAUUGACGCCAUUUUUUGCGACGGUCUGCACUUGAGCCGAACUCCCAGUCCAAUGAGAGUGCUCCCGAGGACCAUUUUGGUCCUGACAGGGAGAGGGUGGGAAACCCGACUUCCUGACAUGAACGGUCAGCCAGAUGUUAUUGACUCGGAGGUCAACAGGUCCGUAGAGGCCAAAGUCAACUCAAAUGCCGAAGAGAGAACAAAUGCGUCAUCGUGUACUCGAGAACGGGAUCUCGAACGCGGCACGCGCUGUCCCCCAACAACACAAGUAAGAUGUAAACGAAAGGUCGUCUUGUGGAAAGAAGUGUUGAGCGAGGAUUAUUUCCCGAAGCAAAUGAGGGAACAGUGGAUCUGGAGGGCAAAGAAGGGUCAAAUCCACAACGAUUAUCGUGAAUACUUGGAUUGGCUGAUGGACAAUGUCGAAGAGCACAUAGGCCAGGGACGAGACACCAGCCAUCUUCAAUCGUUACUGACCGAACAGUGCACUAUCUUGGAGGGCUUUGCAAACGGCUUGUCUCUGGAUUUCAUCUUCCGCCCUUUCCACGACGAUGCUCAGCAUGAUCGCGUACUACAUAGAUUCUCGAUGCUCUGGCUGGGACUGACGGACAGUCGCUGCACUGCCAUGAAGUUUACCUUCCUCAGUUAUUUUUGCGGCAGCGCUGCAUCUUUCACGCGCCCCGCUUCUGUACCGGGCUCUGCAGCACAAAUUUUAUCACCAGCCAUCAGGGCCUCCAUGAACACCUGUCUCAAAGUCGCCGACGUGCGCUGA
Messenger RNA from Guyanagaster necrorhizus, 819 nucleotides. RefSeq lists its product as uncharacterized. The record is from RefSeq and is a predicted model, not a curated record. Bases 1 to 819 code for a protein of 272 amino acids. The transcript has 5 exons. Lineage: Eukaryota; Fungi; Basidiomycota; Agaricomycetes; Agaricales; Physalacriaceae.